Molecule: messenger RNA, 996 nt
Organism: Phoenix dactylifera (date palm)
Lineage: Eukaryota; Viridiplantae; Streptophyta; Magnoliopsida; Arecales; Arecaceae
Source: RefSeq, a predicted model, not a curated record
AUGGUACAAGAUGGUUUAGCAGAAAUACAUGAUGUAAUUGAGAAUAUCCACGAAAGUGUGAAAUAUCUGAAGAUGUUUCCUUCACGACUUCAUAAGUUUAUUGAAAUUGUUAAACAGUUGAAGUUGUCAACCUCUAAAAUUCUUCAACUUGAUGUGCCUACUCGAUGGAACUCAACAUAUGAAAUGCUAGAGUCAUCAUUGGAGUUCAAACCGGUGUUUCCAAUGUACAAGAAAAGAGACUCUAACUAUAAAUGGUUACCAUCUGAGGAGGAUUGGAUACGAGCUACAGAGGUUUCAAAAUUUUUGGAAGUUUUUAAUGAAGUCACAGAAGUAUUCUCAGGACGUCAAUAUCCAACUUCAAAUUUGUUCCUUAAUGAAAUUUGGAGAGUGAAGGAGCAAUUAAAUGAUAUGUCCUUCGAUACUAGAGAUUUUGUGAUGCGCAUGACUCGAAGACUGAAUGAAAAAUUUGAGAAGUAUUGGGGAGACUAUAACUUACUAAUGGCAAUUGAAAUAGUUUUGGAUCCUCGCUAUAAAAUGCAGCUCAUUAUAUUUUGUUUUCCAAAAAUUUAUGGUGAGGAUGUUUUUCAACGCCAUAUUGAUGAUGUUUAUGAAGCUUUAGAUAUGCUUUACAAGGAAUAUGUAUCUUCACAUGGACAAAUAGAUGUUGAUGCUAGCAAUAUCCCUAGUUCCUCCUCCAAACUGAAAAGAAAAAGAAGGGCUAAUCAUGCCUUUCAUAUGUGGGCUGAACAACAUAGGAAUGUUAUUCCUUCAAACAAAACUGAGUUGGACAUAUAUCUGGAAGAAGAUAUUUACAAGCCUAGUGAUGAAGACUAUGACAAGUUUAAUGCUUUGAAUUGGUGGAAAGCCAACACUCUAAAAUUUCGUACUCUAUCAAAGAUGGCUCGGGACAUACUAUCCAUUCCUAUUACUACUGUUGCUUCAGAGGCUGCAUUUAGUGCUGGAGGUAGAGUGCUUGAUCAAUACAUAGCUUUUUGA